Molecule: messenger RNA, 4216 nt
Organism: Centropristis striata (black sea bass)
Lineage: Eukaryota; Metazoa; Chordata; Actinopteri; Perciformes; Serranidae
Product: phosphatidylinositol-3-phosphatase SAC1-A
Exons: 20
Coding region: 25-1785 (586 amino acids)
Biological process (GO): phosphatidylinositol dephosphorylation
Cellular component (GO): endoplasmic reticulum
Molecular function (GO): phosphatidylinositol-4-phosphate phosphatase activity
Source: RefSeq, a predicted model, not a curated record
CGAGGUCAGGUAGACGGAGCGAAGAUGGCGACCGCCUACGAGAGAUACAAUUUGCACACAACCCCAGAGAAGUUCUUCAUUGAGGCCUGCGAUGAGGGAGCUGAUGCUGUGCUGGCAAUCGACAGGGUCUCAAAUGAGAUGACACUUACAGGUAAAAAAGAUGUUCCCCCCUCAGCAGUCACCAGGCCUAUAUGUGGCAUCAUGGGAACCAUUCGCCUAGUAGCAGGGAUGUACCUGAUUGUCAUCACCAGGAAGAGGAAUGUGGGCAGCCUCUUGGGCCACGCUGUGUGGAAGGCUGUGGACUUUGACGUGAUCUCUUACAAGAAGACAGUGCUGCAUCUCUCAGAGAUCCAGUCUCAGGAGAAUAAGACUUUCCUGUCCAUGAUUAACAAUGUGCUGACUACAGACGGCUUCUACUUCUGCACUGACUACGACCUGACACACACUCUGCAGCGGCUGGCCAACACCAGCCCUGACUUCCAGGAGAUGAGUCUGCUGGAGAGGGCAGAUCAGAGGUUUGUGUGGAAUGGGAACCUCUUGAGAGAGCUGGCUGCGCAGCCCGAGCUUCAUAAGUUUGCACUUCCUGUUGUCCAUGGAUUCAUUGUCAUGAAGCCCUGCCGUAUAAACGGAAAGAUCUUUGAGUGGAUCCUGAUAUCCAGGAGGAGCUGCUUCCGGGCCGGAGUCAGAUACUAUGUUCGAGGCAUCGAUUCUGAAGGCCACGCUGCCAACUUUGUGGAGACUGAGCAGAUAGUUUUGUAUGAAGGGGCAAAGGCUUCGUUUAUACAGACACGAGGCUCCAUGCCCUUCUACUGGAGUCAGAGGCCCAACCUCAAAUACAAGCCUAAACCUAUAAUCAGCAAAACCACCAAUCACCUGGAUGGUUUCCAGAGGCAUUUCGAUGGUCAGCUCCUCAUCUAUGGGAAGCAAACUAUUCUGAACCUGGUGAAUCAGAAGGGCUCAGAGAAGCCACUAGAGCAGGCCUUUGCAAAGAUGGUGUCUGGCAUGAACAACGGUAUGCUCAGUUACAUUGCCUUUGACUUCCACAAAGAGUGUAGCCACAUGAGAUGGGACCGUCUCCAGAUAUUGGUGGAUUCUGUUGCUGAGACACAAGAGGAAUACAGUUACUUCAUGGUGAACUCCGACGGGAAGACGGUGGCUCAGCAGAGGGGGGUCUUCCGCAGUAACUGCAUGGACUGUCUGGACAGGACCAACGUGAUCCAGAGCCUGCUGGCCCGACGCUCCCUACAGUCUCAGCUUCAGAGGAUGGGGGUUCUGAACGUGGGUCAGCGCAUUGAAGAGCAGGCUGAAUUUGAAAAGAUCUACAAGAACGCAUGGGCUGACAAUGCCAAUGCAUGUGCAGUGCAGUACGCAGGAACUGGAGCCUUGAAAACAGACUUCACAAGGACAGGGAAGAGGACCAGGUGGGGGCUGCUGAUGGAUGGCUGGAACUCAAUGAUCCGCUACUACAAAAACAACUUCUCUGAUGGCUUCAGACAAGAUUCCAUUGACCUGUUUCUGGGAAACUUUGCCGUCGAUGAGACUGACGGACCAACUCCCCUUCGUGUGCAGAAGGACUGGAAGUUCCUUACGCUGCCCAUCGUUAUGCUGGUUGCAUUUUCCAUGUGCAUCGUCUGUCUUCUAAUGGCUGGUGACACAUGGACAGAGACCUUGGCUUACGUGAUGUUCUGGGGGGCUGCGAGUGCGAUCACAGCUACUAUCAUCCUGUUUAAUGGCCAAGACUUUGUGGACGCCCCCAAACUGGUUCACAAGGAGAAGCUGGACUGAAUGAGUGAAAAUACAUGUGCGUGUGCGUGUAUGUGAGGAGUAUCUGGGCCCAGCAGGUUCAUGUACCUUAUAACCUUCACCAUCUUCUUCCCAGGGUCUGGUCUCCAGACUAAUCUACGCUCCAGACGUUCUCAUCCAAAAUUCUUUUUCUACCAUUUGUCUACUACAUAUUUUACUUUGUUCAGUUGUACUGCACAUCACAUAAAACGGUAUACAUGAUCAUAUCUAUGCUGCACAACCUCCUUCACCUUGUUUACAUCAAUUUCCUACAUUCCUCCAAGUGUUUCUUUAGGUUGGUUUUGUUCGUGGUUGUCACUUUUACACAGGGUCUUUGAUGGCACUUUAGUUAACUGUUUCAGUGUUCAAAAAAUCUCACUGUACUGCUGAUUUUCUUAUUUCCUUAUCUGUAAAAUGUUUUAAUUUUUUUUUAUUGUGCUUCAUUACACCUUUUGGUUAAAGCCCCUGCACACGCACAUAUUUUCAGAUUUUCUUAAACCUCCAAUCAGGUUAAAGUUUGGUGGAGCUAAAUUGGAAAUUACAUGUCAAUGAACUCAUCAUACUUAUAAAAAAUGAUAAAGGUUGUAAGAUGUCCCAGGUACAACAAACACAACAGAAGAGUGAAGGAGAUGUCGAGUACAGUUUGUAAAUGUACACAGUCUUGAGAAGUCUUUUAACACACAAAGAUGAAAACACUGUAUAAAGUUAACAUUGUAAACAUUUUAGCAUGUCUCCAAACAUGCUAAAAUGUUAAACAUGUCACGAACUAUGUUUAUUUGGAGUUGGGCAGGUAGUGUACAAGGGUUGAUCAGAGUUUUUCCACUGCAAACAGCUGCCUGCUGCUGGAAGAGAGGCUGAUGGGCAGGAUUUUGGACCGUAAAAACCAAACUGUGAGCUAAAAACUGCUCGUCAUUGCCUCGUAUUGGUUGGAAUUGUCUGUACUUAUCACCACAAACAACCCCUUUUACAUUAUGCAGUCAGUUUAUGCAUUAUUGAUAUAAAAAAAACGAAUUAAUGCAGCUUAAAAAAUACUUUAAAGUCAUUAUGUUCAUCCCAAAAAGAUGAUUUAUUACUGUAACCCACUCUUAAAGACGUGGUACAUGCAAUUUUUGUUAACAUAUGUGAUGCAUCUUACUGAUUACUAUAGCAGUCCUUACAGUAUAUACAUGUAACAAGCCUUACAAACUUGCAUAUGAAAUAUAAAUAUUUGGAGUGAACAGUAUGUGUUUCUAUGAAGCUGACUUGGGAGAGUAGCUAUGAUGAUUUUGCACUGUGGAUAAACGUGCUGCCUGCAUACAUUUGUUAAUGAUUUAUCCAGUUGUAUGGAGCGUUGGUAGUUUUGCUAACCUGGUUCCAGAACAAUGCAUCCCAACCCACAUCUUCAAUUUGUUUAGUGAUUGGAAUUACUGUGGCGUUGAGCUUAUUUACCCCCCUCAAGACACAUGAUGAUUAAAACAUGUUUUUUCCCACAAAUUAAGUAAUAAAAAUAACUUUGACCCCACCACUGCUGCUUGCACUAACUCAGGGGUCGGCAACCUCUUCAGGCCGUCUGCAGUAGCUCCCUGUGGCUGUGACAAAAUAAUUAUACAAAAUGAAUUACUGAUUCCUUUACAUUUUUUUUUUAAUUUAUCAUUGCCAUCAGCCCAUUGGUAUUUGUAUUCUUCAGUUGUAAAAGUGUGCAGCUAAUACAUGGCUUUAAAAAGUCAACUAAAAUGUGUAUCAUAACUUACAAAACUUACAAAAGUCUAAGGCCCGGCACCUUAACCUCGAAAUUUUGUCAACUUCAAGACGAGUUUUGAGUUUUUCUAGCUCGGCGAGCUUUCGAUUCCAAAUCUCCUGAGAUAUAUCUUAAAAAAUCAUAUUAUUAAAUGCUCAUGGCCUGUUUGUAAUGUACACAGGCUAAUUUAGACUGAGCAGAUUUAUUUUCAUUGUUAAGCUCAACAUAAGGUUUGCAGCUCCAUCCCAUCAACAAUGGCUCUUUUGUCAGUAAAGUUUACCAAGCCCUGCACUAGGGUGAUGGGCAGUGCAGACUACAGACAGCCUGCAGUAGUCAUUUUGGCAUCUGGUCUUUUUUUUUCAUUAGAGGAAAAUAUCAGAGAUAUCAGCCUUAUGUUUAGGCCCCCAGACUCAAAUUAGGAGGCUGUCAUUUACAAAAUCGGUUGGUGUAUCAGUAACUUUAGUUAGCAUCUUUAUGUUGUUUGUCAGCUUGUAAUAUCUGCUGCAAUGUUACAGUCUGGUCUGCUCAGAUUAUAGAAAAGUGCACAGAAAAUCUGAGAUUCAAACUGACUCCAGGUAAGUUAGGUGAGGUAGGUUAGGUUAUGUGCUCAAAAACACCGUUAAUACACUGCAGAAAAAAGAAAAGUUGGGUGAACUCAAAAUUUCAAGGCAACAAACUUCGAUAAAAUUUCAAGUUGGACAUUAAACUAGAUAUUUU